CUUUAAUUGUUUUAAACCAGGUAUACAAUCGCCAAUAUCCCAAUCUCUGCCUCGAAUGACCUCGCGAGCGACAACUCAACAAAGAAUGGGCAUCGACAGCACCGCCGAAGACUAUGAUCUAAGUCUACAUACCCUCUCCCUCGAGAGAGAAUAUGACCAGACCGUGAGCACCGCGGCGCAGCUCCUCGACCAGGAGGCCCGCCGCGUCCACCGGGUGGACCAGCUGCUGCUGCAGUUCGAGAAUGAGAACCUGCAGCUGCAACUCGACCAGGCGCGCCAGGAGAUCGGGCGGGUGCGCUCCACCGAGCUGGAGAUCCUGGGGAGGUUGAAUCAGGUCGCGCUGGAGCGGGACCGCAUCCAGCAGACGGUGUAUGUGCUGGGGCACGAGAAGGAGAAUCUUGCUCGAGAGCUAGAAUCCAUGUCCGACACAUCCGUCGAGGUGAAAACCUUGAUGACGGAGAAGAUGCGGCUGGCCAAGGAGUUGGCCGGGGUGCAGACCGAGGUGCAGCGGUUGCAGUCGGUGGAGAGCUCGUCGCAGACCCUCCUGGCGGAGAAGCAGACGCUCUCACGGCAGCUGAGUUCGCUGGAGGUGGAGCUUGAGAAUGAGAGGCGCGCGCACGAGCGGACGCGUUCUGCUCGCGGGGGGUCUGAGCAGCAGCAGCAACAGCAGCAGCAGCAACAACAACAGCAACAAUUACAACAACAGCUACAAAAACAGCAGCAACAACAACAAGCAGCCACUGCAAAGUGGAAUGCAGAGAAAGCCGCGCUGGAAGACAAGAUCGAGACGCUUACGAAAAAGCUCCUCGCGACCAAGGAUCAGCUCCGCAAGGCCCAAAUCAAUAACAGCAACAGCAGUAGCUCCAUCCAGCAGCAACCUCUCCAGGCCGGGACGAGUAUCGUCCCCGUCAAAUGGUCGAGGGAGCAGUCCUCGACCGACCGAUAUGCGGCCGCCGCGCGGAUCAACCCGGAAUUGACGAUCGCGACGCCCGGCGCGGUCCGCGCCAAGAACGCGGAGAGGGAGAAGCGCGCCGCGGCCGUCGCAGCCCUGCCCGGCGAGAAAUCCGCCUUCUCGAUCACCCCGUUCCUGAACCGGACCACCGGUGCUCCGUCGGCUGAAGCAGAUUCCAACGAGAAUCAUGCCGACAACGCCAACAACGACAGCGACCAGGAGUCCUCCUCGCUCGAGGACAGUAUCAUCCGUGAACCGGAUGUCCCCGCCCCUACUACUACUGCUGCUGCUGCUGCAGCAGCAGCAGCACAAAGACCCCGCCAACUAUCCCUGGGCUUGGGCAAGGCACGGCCGGAAAAGACCACCGCUGCCAAUACCACAACUACAGCGACAGCUGGCAAUUCGCGAAGACCGAGACAGGCGUCGAGGCGGCUGGAUCCGAUCGACGACGACGACGACGAUGACAUCUUUGGCGCGGGAAAUGUCUCGAUGCUGGCCAAGCCGCAGGUCCGCAAGCGCAAGCUGGGCGGGCAGCAGAAGAAGCUGAUCAUCGAUGAGGAGGACGAUGAUAUGGACUUUGAUUUCCGGAAGGCGGGCACGGCGCGCGGCCGGGGGUUCGGCGGUGUUCCGGCCUUUUCGCCGUUGAAGCGCGAUAGGAGGUGAAAUUCCCUUUUGGGUUCUGGAGUUCGCAGGGAUGUCUAUAUAUCUUUCCUUCUACGGGUAUCAGGCGGGCUUAAUGCGCUAAUCUAAUCUGGAAAUUGGAUGACUUGAACGUGGUCAGUCAUGGUGCCCUGGCGAUGUGGCCGCCGCCGUGUGGAUUUACUGAGGAUGUCAGCUCGGUCUAGUACGCCAAGUAGCUCGGUAGACUACGAUUCCAUGCAGGGUCCGACUAGUAAGUAUAUUCGUGGAUUUAUGC
Molecule: messenger RNA, 1868 nt
Organism: Aspergillus aculeatinus CBS 121060
Lineage: Eukaryota; Fungi; Ascomycota; Eurotiomycetes; Eurotiales; Aspergillaceae
Exons: 3
Coding region: 86-1615 (509 amino acids)
Source: RefSeq, a predicted model, not a curated record